Molecule: messenger RNA, 2371 nt
Organism: Cotesia glomerata
Lineage: Eukaryota; Metazoa; Arthropoda; Insecta; Hymenoptera; Braconidae
Exons: 3
Coding region: 1-2280 (759 amino acids)
Biological process (GO): DNA integration
Molecular function (GO): nucleic acid binding
Source: RefSeq, a predicted model, not a curated record
AUGCGACACUAUUUGGAAGGUUACGAAUUUACCAGCACCGAUCCCCAGAGAAAAGAAGACGAUGACAUAUUCCAGGAGACAGUACUUGUGAUCGAUUCGCAGAACGAUCCAUGGUACCAAAAGUUAAUUCAGGGAAUCAAGGAAAGCCCAGAGAAUUAUCCGGAAUUCAUGAUUAAAAAUGAAAUGGUUUAUAAGCAUGUUCACCAUGCGGUAAACUACAAUGAACGACAAGACGCCUGGAAAUUGUGUAUACCACAAGGAAUGAGAAGGGAAAUUAUCAAAGAGAAUCACGAUGAUGAAACAGCCGGACAUCUGGGAAUAGCUAAGACCCAAAAAUACGUCAGGAGUUGUCAAAGUUGUCAACAAUUCAAGGCACGACAACAACCACCACCAGGAAAGAUGGGAACUAUCGAGGCGACUAAACCUUGGGAAGUUGUCGCAAUGGACAUUGUUGGACCAAUGACAAAAUCAUAUAAAGGAAAUUGCCAUUUACUAGUCAUCCAGGAUAAAUUUACCAAAUGGAUAGAAUUACAACCAAUGAAGAAAGCAACCACGGAAUUAAUUACGGAAGCAAUGAGAAGACAAGUAAUAACCCGUUUCGGAAGUCCAAAAACAAUAAUCACGGAUAACGGAACUCAGUUCACGAGUAAUAUGUUUACCGAAGCAUUGAGGACAUAUGGAAUCCAACAUAUAAGAACUCCACCGCAUUCACCUCAAUGUAAUCCAGUGGAAAGAACAAACAGAGUAGUCAAGACAAUGAUUGCUCAAUUCAUAGGAGAUUCGCAAAGAACUUGGGACCAACACUUGCCUGAAUUAGCCUUUGCAUAUAAUACAGCAAAGCACGAGACAACACAAUUCACUCCAGCUUACUUAAACUAUGGAAGGGAGUUGAAUCAACCAGCGGACAUGAGGACACAACUGGAAACCGAUCAAGAAACAGAGGAACCCGACAAUAUUCAAGAUCGAGUUAACCAACUACAGGAGGCUUAUGAGUUAGUAAAACUCAAUAUAGCCAAAGGAUUUACAAAACAGGCCAAACACUAUAACAAGAAAAGAAGUGACUGGGAACCUAAAGUUGGAGAUAAAGUAUCUAGGAAACUCUAUACUUUGUCAUCAAAAGAAGGACAAAUUUCGACUAAACUAGCUCCGAAAUACCAAGGAGAAUUUAUAAUUAUUGAGAAAAUAAGUCCAGUAAUAUUUCUAAUUCAAGGAAUAGAUGGAAACGUCCAUAGGACUCAUAUAAAAGACUUAAAACCGUAUAAACAAGAAGAAAUUGAAAUUAUUCAAUUUGAAUCUACCGCCAAAAAUUCAUCGGAGUACCCGGACCAAUCAGAGAGCAGCGACGAAAGUCAAGGAGAAGUGGAAAAUCCAAGACAUGCGCAGAGGCAGUGCGCAUGGUGUACGAAAACGAACCAAUCAGGGAAGACUUACCCCCAACCCAGCCGCAGAGGGCAAUGUAGAAGGGGAAGACACGGAACACCUGCUAUAAGAAGCCCGACAGUCACGGAUGAAACUCAUUCAAGCAACAAGCAGCAAAGUGUCAGGAUGUCUAAGAGAGGAAGAAAGGAAUCAAGUUCAGAUGAGUCGUCAACCCAGGAGUCGGACGUCUCCAGGGAUUUGUACUCUCCAACGAGUUCGCCAAAAGCUGACCCAUCGUCAGCGGAAUCCAGCCCGGAAUCUAGUCAGGAAUCCAGCCAGGAACCUAGCCAGGGAGAUGUGUUAAACAAAAAUAAACCAAAAGAAGAACUAAACAAGAGUACAACGACCAAAAAGGAACCAGCCAAGGCGCAGGAUACAGGAAAUGACGAGGAAAAGGUGAAAGUACCUCACCGAAUCCCCAAGGUACUUCGGAAAAUCCAGUCAGUAGUCCAGCCAGUGAUGCAAGAAGUCACCCAGCCAAAGCCAGCAGUAAUUCAAAUCAAUACGAUUGAUUUCUCAAAGGAGGAUAAAAUUGAGAAAGACAAAACAGCUGCCAAGCUGAGAAGGCGGCAAAGAGUGGAGGAAACAGCUAGGAGAAAUAUCAUGAAAAAGGAAGCUCAGAAACUUAGAGAGCAAAAUGCGAGUAUAACCAAGCGAACAGAAGAAGAUAAAUCUAAUUAUCUUAGUAGAGGCAAGGAGAAUGAUGGAAACCGAAAGCAGACCCAGAGGGUGCCAAAGGUAUCCAAAAUUGUCCAUACGGAGGACCCAAGAAUCAAGUGGAAAUUAGUUCCAAUUGGGAAGGAGUACAGAGACCAAGGAACACAGACGGAAUUAAUUAUAAUCAACCCCAAGAGGAAAUAAUACCCCUGUUGUUCCAAUAACCGUUUUUUUAAAUAUUUAUUUUAUGAUUUUCAUUUUUUUAACUAUGUUCAAUUUUAUUAUCUUAGUAGAA